AUGGAAAAGCAGAGCAUAGUAUCAAAAACUUAUAAAGUAUUAACCCCUGAAUAUUUGGAGUGGCAUACUAAAUUAACUGAAUUACCAAGCAUUUUGACAGAUAAGAUGCGUUCUAAGUUAUAUAAAAGAUAUAAAAAAAAAACUGGAUUUGAUUCUUGGAUAAGCUCUAAAACUUCUGAAUAUUCACAAACUGAGAUUGAUAAAUUAGAUUCGAAGUUGAUGGACAAGAUUACUGAACUUAAAAAGGAGAAUAUCAAAAUUAAAACUGAGAAUAUAGAGUUAAAACAGGAUAUAGAUGAACUUAAAAAAGAAAUUGAAUCUAAGAAAAAUUGCAAAUUUCCAGGAGAAAUGCGUCUAAGUGAAGAAUUUAUAAUCGAAACAAUACUUGAACACGAUAAUUCUAAAGAACUAGGCAUUUCAUUCAAGGAAAUAGUUAAAGAAUAUACAACUUCAGAGGAGAAUAAAAUCUUAACUCCCGAAUAUUAUGAUUGGUAUAAUAAAUUAAUUGAUUUACCAAGCAUUUUAACUGAUAAAUUUUUUUCUAGAUUAUAUAAGAGAGAAACCGGAAAAGACCCGUGA
Racocetra fulgida is the source of this 579-nucleotide messenger RNA. The record is from the annotation of a GenBank genome assembly. NCBI's taxonomy places the organism in Eukaryota, Fungi, Glomeromycota, Glomeromycetes, Diversisporales, Gigasporaceae.